AUUUUGCUUCUUGGAAAAACUGGAGUUGGAAAGAGUGCUUCAGGAAACACCAUCCUAGGAAAAGGGAAUGCUUUUGUAUUGACAUCAUCAGAGUGUCAGAAGGAAACGGGAGAGUUUGAAGGUCAAAAACUGGCUAUAGUUGAUACUCCAGGUCUGUGUGACUCCAGUAGAACUGAAGAGGAGUUGACAGCAGAGAUGGAGAGAGCCAUCUGCUUUGCUGCUCCUGGUCCUAAUGUGUUCCUGGUUGUGAUUCAGGCAAACAGAUUCACAGAAGAAGAUCAAGAAACAGUGAAAAUUGCUCAGAAGAUGUUUGGAAAAAGGUCAGCAUGUUCCACAUUAGUCUUGUUCACCCAUGGAGAUGACCUGAAGUCAGAUGGAAACACCAUAGAAGAAUUAAUCAGUAAAAAUCCAGCUCUCAGUGACUUCAUCAGUCAGUGUGGUGGAGGAUAUCACCUCUUUAACAACAGAGACACGGAUCCCUCUCAGGUCAGAGAGCUGCUGGAGAAAGUCAACACCAUGGUUCAGAGAAAUGCAGGAAGAUACUUCACAGUUGAAAUGUUCAGAGAGGCUGACCUUCGGAUUGUUCUUAUUGGGAAAACUGGAGUUGGGAAGAGUGCAUCAGGAAACACCAUCUUAGGAGAAAAAGCUUUUAAAGCCGCAGCAGGUUUUUCCACAGUAACAUCAGAGUGUCAGAAGAAAACAGGUCUGUUUGAUGGUCAAAAACUGGCUGUAGUUGAUACUCCAGGUUUAUUUGACAACAGAAAAACUGAAGAGCAGGUGAAGAGAGAGAUCAGUCGCUGCAUCAACCUUGCUGCUCCUGGUCCUCAUGUGUUCCUGGUUGUGAUUCAGGCCAACAGACUCACAGAAGAAGAACAAAAAACUGUCAACAUCAUCCAGAACAUGUUUGGAGAACAGUCAGCAUGUUACACUAUGGCCUUGUUCACCUGUGGGGACAAUCUUGAGGCAGACGGAGUCACCAUAGAAAACAUGAUCAAUAAUAAUCCAAUUAUCACUGACUUCAUCAGUCAGUGCGGUGGAGGAUAUCAUGUAUUUAACAACAGAGACAAGGAUCCCUCUCAGGUCAGAGAGCUGCUGGAGAAGAUCAACACAAUGAUUGCGAGAAAUGGAGGAGGAUACUACACCAAUGAAAUGUUCAGAGAAGCUCAGAGAGCCAUGAACAAACCAGAAGCCGACCUCAGGAUUGUUCUUGUUGGGAAAACCAGAGUUGGAAAGAGUGCAGCAGGAAACAGCAUCUUACUGGGAAAAGUAUUUAGAUCAACAUCUUCCUUUCUAACACCACAGUGUCAGAAGGAAACAGGUCUGUUUGAAGGUCAAAAACUGGAUGUAGUUGAUACUCCAGGUUUAUUUGACACCAAAAAAACUGAAGAGGAGGUGAAGGAAGAGAUCAGUAGAUCCAUCCCCUUUACUGCUCCUGGUCCUCAUGUGUUCCUGGUUGUGAUUCAAGCCAACAGAUUCACAGAAGAAGAUCAAGAAACCGUUAUCAUCAUUCAGAAUAUGUUUGGAGAGCAGUCAGCAUGUUACACUAUGGCCUUGUUCACCCACGGAGAUGAUCUUGAGGCAGAUGGAGUCACAAUAGAAAAAAUGAUCAAUGACAAUCCAAUUAUCUCUGAUUUCAUCAGUCAGUGCGGUGGAGGAUAUCAUGUCUUUAACAAUACAGUCAAAAAUCCUUCUCAGGUCAGAAAGCUGCUGAAGAAGAUCAACACAAUGACUGAACGAAAUGGAGGAGGAUACUACACCAAUGAAAUGUUCAGAGAAGCUCAGAGAGUCAUAAAUAAACCAGAAGCCGACCUCAGGAUUGUUCUUGUUGGGAAAACCAGAGUUGGGAAGAGUGCAGCAGGAAACGGCAUCUUACGGAGAAAAGUAUUUAGAUCAACAUCCUCCUCUUCCUCUGUAACAUCAGAGUGUCAGAAGGAAACAGGUCAGUUUGAAGGUAAAACAGUGGCUGUAGUUGAUACUCCAGGUUUAUUUGACACCAGAAAAACUGAAGAGGAGGUGAAGGAAGAGAUCAGUAGCUGCAUCUUCCUUGCUGCUCCUGGUCCUCAUGUGUUCCUGGUUGUGAUUCAGGCCAACAGAUUCACAGAAGAAGAACAAGAAACUGUCAAAAUCAUCAAGAACAUGUUUGGAGAACAGUCAGCAUGUUACACUAUGGCCUUGUUCACCUACGGAGACAAUCUGGAGAGGGAUGAAGUCACCAUGGAAAACAUGAUCAUGAUAAUCCAGCUCUCAGUGGCUUCAUCAGUCAGUGCGGCGGAGGAUAUCAUGUCUUUAACAACAUCAGAGUGUCAGAGGAAACAUGGUCUGUAUGAAACUAAACUAACUAAAGAGGAGGUGAAGAGAGAGAUUGUUAGAUGCAUGUCCUUUGCUGCUCCUGGUCUUCAUGUGUUCCUGGUUGUGAUCCAACCAAACAGAUUCACCAAAGAAGAACAAAAAACUGUGAAAAUCAUUCAGAAGAUAUUUGAUGAAAAAGCAGCUGAUUACAUGAUGGCCUUGGUAAUCCAUGAAGAUGAUGUGAAUAAAGACACCAUAGAAGAAGCAAUCAAACAUCCAGAUCUCAAUGACUUUAUCAGUCAGUGCGGUGGAGGAUAUCAUGUUUUUAACAACAGAAACAAGGAUCCCUCUGAGGUCAGAGAGCUGCUGAAGAAAAUCAACACAAUGACUGAGAGAAAUGGAGGAUGCUGCUACACCACCAGAAAGUUUGAAGAGGCAGAGAAAGCCAUAAAAACAGAGAUGGAACAACUUCAGAAAGAAAAUCCAAAGAUGACGGCCAAAGAAACAAGAUACAAAGCAGAAAGAAGGAACGCAUUUACUCUGGGAAAUUGGGAUGACAUUAUUGUUGGAGCUGCUGCUGGAAUUGGCAUUGAAGUUGCUCUUGGAGCUGGUUUUGGAGGUAUAGGGGCUCCAGUGGGGGCUGCAGUAGGUGCUGCAGUUGGAGCUGCUGUGGGAUUUAGAGCAGUAAAAGCAGUAAAAGCUGCAACUUUGAAAAUGAAACUGAAUGAUUGUGUUACACAGUAAUCAACGUUUAUCAACAGCUGAAUGAAAGUCAAUUAACAAGACACUAGAUGAAAAUAAUAACAGUAGCAUUCACCUAUUUAUUUGAGUAUGUGUUAGAAAGAGAAUAAAAAGUCACCCAAAGAAGAAAGACAAAAUAUGUUAACGAUAAGUAUCUUUGGAACAACUGAGUUAUUAUUGCUCCAAAGAAGUUGGUAUUGGAAUUGGAGUGCAUCUUACUCCUGGUGCUAAAGU
Haplochromis burtoni (Burton's mouthbrooder) is the source of this 3264-nucleotide messenger RNA. RefSeq names its product GTPase IMAP family member 8-like. The record is from RefSeq and is a predicted model, not a curated record. NCBI's taxonomy places the organism in Eukaryota, Metazoa, Chordata, Actinopteri, Cichliformes, Cichlidae. Gene Ontology annotation, molecular function: GTP binding. The transcript has 3 exons. Bases 196 to 3033 code for a protein of 945 amino acids.